UCAUAGGUCACGGCAUGUGAUAGUCGGUAGGCUCGAUACCAGCCAACCUGGCACUGAAAACGUGACCAGGCAGCCUUUCGCUAUUUCCAUUUUAGGUUGUCACGUAACUGUCACGGAGGGCGGGGUGGAGGCAUUAGGCAAAACUCUCGCAACGCUAUCAACCACCAGACUGUCUUGUUUCCUUCUACUCCCUCCUCUCAAAUGGCUAAGAAGAAAGUUGCAGCGAGCACAAAGGCAACGGCAAAGGCGGCCAAAAAGGCCAAGGCAGCCCAAAAAACCGAGCGCAAGGAGAAGAAAAAAUCAAAAUCCAAGGAUGAGUUCGAGGACGACGAAGACGACCUCGAAGGGAUACUCGAAAAGUAGAUGCAACGGGAAUGGGAAGAAGCUCACACUGUGACCGAGGAACUCGCCGAAGGCCCACCCAGUCGACGUGCAAAUGCGACCUUGACCGCGUGUCCAAAUGGGAAUCAUCUUUGGUGCAUCGGGGGAGAAUUUUUCAGCGACGAUGGGAAAGCGUACUUUUACAACGAUGUCUUUCGAUAUUCACCAGAGAAGGAUGAAUGGCGGAAGUUUGUAUCUAAAACGUGUCCUGGUCCUAGGUCGGCACAUGCUGUGGUAGCUUCAUCCGCCGGAGGAGGCAAGAUAUUCCUAUUCGGCGGAGAAUUUUCCUCCUUGCACCAAAACACGUUCCAUCAUUACCGCGAUUUCUGGUGUUUUGAUAUAACGACACAUUCAUGGGAUAGGAUCGACACCAAGAUUCGGCCAAGCGCGCGGUCCGGCCAUAGGAUGGCCAUUUGGAAACAUUAUAUUAUCCUCUUUGGUGGAUUUUAUGACCCUGGAGUAACAACUCGGUAUCUGAAUGAUCUUUGGCUCUUCGACACGCAAGAGUAUAAGUGGCGACAAGCAGAGUUCAAAGAUACGGAACCGCGACCUUCUGCAAGAAGUGGCUUCUCUUUUCUUUCGACACCCGAGGGAAUCGUUCUACAUGGCGGCUACUGCAAAGAGUAUGUCAAGGGAAGGCGCCCGAUCGGUAUCAUGCUCGAAGAUACCUGGUUCCUCAAAAUGUCGCUCGAAAUGCCCGCAGAAGGAAAAUCGACGGCAGACCCCUUGAAACUCAAAUGGGAACGCCGGAAGCGACCUUCGACUGCCUACGCACCAUCGCUGCGUUCAGGCUGUACGAUGUCAGUGUGGGCUGCGAGAAAUACUGGAGUAAUGUUUGGUGGGGUGACAGACGAAGACACGUCGGAAGAGACGCUGGAGAGCGUGUUCUGGAGCGACUUGAAUGGUUAUCAAUGGACGGGGAAGGGGAAGUGGGUGUCAAUGACGCUGAAACGACCUAAGAAAGCCGGAGGGGCCAAGAAGAGGAAGCCAGCGAAGAAAGAGGCCGACGACGACGACGAUGACGUAACAGAGAUGGAAGCUCCCUCUCAGGACAUCGAAGUGGACCCUGAUGAUCCUGGCCCGACGAUUCCUCUACCUCGGUAUAAUGCCAUGCUUUCCGUUUUGCGGAAUACGCUCUAUAUAUAUGGUGGCAUAUUCGAAAAGGGCUCGCGAGAGUACACACUCGACGACUUUUAUUCACUGCAGCUCGACAAGAUGGAUCGGUAUGUGUGCUUGAAAGAGAGCGGGGUCGUCAUCGCGGAGGGUGACGACGAGAGCAGUAGCGAUAGUGACGGCGAUGAUGAUGAUGAAGACGACGAUGACGACGAAGAUGGUGAAGAAACUAUGAUUGGGGAUGAUGAGACUGUCUUCGCUGAUGAAGAACCCGAUGAGAUUUCCAUACUCAAAGAGAUCGAGGAGGUUCCCGAGACCCAAGCGGAGAAGGAUGCUUUGCGCGCUCAGGCGACGACUUUUAUGGGUGUCGCUCGGGAUAACACGCGCUCGGCUGAAGAUGUUAUCAGCACGCCCCUGCCCGGAGAGACGCUGGCCAUGUUCUACUCCCGGUCUCGGGAAUAUUGGGCCCAGAAAGCUCAUGCGACGAGUGAUAACCGGGGGAAGCAGCUCCGUCGGGAUGGAUUUGGGCUUGCUGAGGAGCGAUAUGCGGAGUAUAAGCCUAUUCUGGAAGAGGUGGAGAAGAUCUUAGUUGAGGCUGGGCUGGAUGAGGAAGAGAUGAGGAAGGGAGCUGCUGCUGGGCCGGGGGUUGGUGGCGGGCAGAGUCGAAAUCGUCGUUGAUACAUGUUACUGUAUAUUUGCAUCCGCGCAUCUCAUUGCAAACAAGUCUGUUUUUCCCCCAUGUUGUCUCGCUCA
This is a messenger RNA of Guyanagaster necrorhizus, 2247 nucleotides long. Its product is annotated as galactose oxidase. Gene Ontology annotation, molecular function: protein binding. The transcript has 17 exons. The record is from RefSeq and is a predicted model, not a curated record. NCBI's taxonomy places the organism in Eukaryota, Fungi, Basidiomycota, Agaricomycetes, Agaricales, Physalacriaceae. Bases 364 to 2172 code for a protein of 602 amino acids.